AUUAAUCUUCAUCCACAACAAUCUCAAGCAUUAGCAAAACCUUGCUCAGUAUCCAUUGUAAUGUCUGCUAGUAAGACUUCAUUGGUGCUCUUUCUCUUUGCCUUAAUCGCUAUUUCCGAAAAUCUGCAGAUGGUAUCAGCUUUAGGUCUUGUGAUUGAGGUAUCAGCUCUGGGUCUUAAAUGCGGUGGUGAAGCACUAGUGAUAGUCAAACUACCUCCAGGAGAUUCAUGCGCGGCUGUUAUUCCUCUGCACCCACAGUACUGUGAUAAUCAUUGUCAAAAUGCAUGCCCAGUAGGCCUCAAAUUGGGCGUUGCCCCAUGCGUGGAUAAUCUCAUUUCAGUCGGAUAUGCAUAUUGCGGAUGUUGCUGCAUUCCUAUAUAAUAGACGGAGGAGAAGCAGUACGGUACUACCGCAAACUUGUCCGAUCCAUCACAGCCUCAAACGAAGCCAUUCAGUACGGUCUUACUAAGUGUUGUUUUAUCAUUUUCUAUUAAAUAA
This is a messenger RNA of Papaver somniferum (opium poppy), 498 nucleotides long. RefSeq lists its product as uncharacterized. Lineage: Eukaryota; Viridiplantae; Streptophyta; Magnoliopsida; Ranunculales; Papaveraceae. The transcript is spliced from 2 exons. The record is from RefSeq and is a predicted model, not a curated record. The coding region runs from base 61 to 381 and encodes 106 amino acids.